Anarrhichthys ocellatus (wolf-eel) is the source of this 1368-nucleotide messenger RNA. RefSeq names its product succinate dehydrogenase complex, subunit B, iron sulfur (Ip) (gene sdhb). The transcript has 8 exons. Bases 35 to 883 code for a protein of 282 amino acids. Gene Ontology annotation, cellular component: mitochondrial membrane. Gene Ontology annotation, molecular function: electron transfer activity; 2 iron, 2 sulfur cluster binding; oxidoreductase activity. Lineage: Eukaryota; Metazoa; Chordata; Actinopteri; Perciformes; Anarhichadidae. The record is from RefSeq and is a predicted model, not a curated record. Gene Ontology annotation, biological process: tricarboxylic acid cycle; aerobic respiration; respiratory electron transport chain.
GAUAGCAGGCGGUGGAGGUCAGAGAAACUCCAAAAUGUCGGUUGGUGGUCUCACGUCCUUGAGCCGCUGUGGUGUGUUGGCGCUCCGCUCCCCCGCAGGACUGGUGGCGGUGCGGUGUGCCCAAACAGCAGCGGCUCCGGCAGCUCAACCCAGAGUAAAGAAGUUUCAGAUAUACAGAUGGGAUCCAGACACUCCAGGAGACAAACCCCGCAUGCAGACCUAUGACAUCGACCUGAACACCUGUGGCCCGAUGGUUCUUGACGCCCUGAUCAAGAUCAAAAAUGAGAUGGACUCCACUCUGACCUUCCGCCGCUCCUGCAGAGAAGGUAUUUGUGGAUCCUGUGCAAUGAACAUUAAUGGAGGAAACACACUUGCAUGCCUCAACAAGAUCGACACCAACGUUGGCAAGCCGACUAAGAUUUACCCUCUUCCACAUAUGUAUGUGGUCAAGGACCUGGUGCCUGACAUGAGUAACUUCUAUGCACAGUACAAGUCUAUUGAGCCCUACCUGAAGAAGAAGGAUGACUCAAACGAAGGGAAGGAGCAGUACCUGCAGACUGUGGAGGACAGACAGAAACUGGACGGGCUGUACGAAUGUAUCCUGUGCGCCUGCUGCAGUACGAGCUGCCCCAGCUACUGGUGGAACGGAGACAAGUACCUCGGGCCUGCUGUGCUGAUGCAGGCGUAUCGUUGGAUGAUCGACUCACGAGACGAAUUCACAGAGGAGCGUCUGUCCAAGCUGCAGGAUCCGUUCUCCCUCUACCGCUGCCACACCAUCAUGAACUGCACCAAGACCUGUCCCAAGGGCCUGAACCCGGGGAAAGCGAUAGCUGAGAUCAAGAAGAUGAUGGCCACAUACAAGAAGAAGGUGGCUGCCGUCUGAAACCUCAGUUGUCCUCUUGUACAACACUUCCCUCCAUGAUAUUAUUAUAUAUCGAUUUAUAAAAAUGCUUUUUGAGGUCUGAAGGGCCAGCGCACCAGUCAGCUCCACCACACACCACACACUGCAGACAGCUGUGAUGAAGAUGUGUGUGUGUGUGUGGUGGAAGGACUUGGUGUUCCAUUAACGCACAUGUACAGUAUGAAUGCAUGAGACAGAGAGAGAGUGUGUGUGUCUUGAGUCUUACAUGUACCAUAAAGAGGUAUUUAUCUUCAAUGCUACUGUGUCUAUGUUUGUGUAAUUGGGAGAUGCGAUUCUGCAUAUUAAAGUUAAAAGAGUUUCUUGUAUGUAAACAAUUCAACACUGAGCUUGUUGCUUUUCCAGGUUAGUGGUUGCUUCAAAGACAUACAGUGUAUAUUUUCCUUCAGAUCUUCCAACAUACCAACAGCAGUCUUUUUGAUUUGAUUGAAAAUAAAAAGUUGAAUGCC